Molecule: messenger RNA, 1077 nt
Organism: Ilyonectria robusta
Lineage: Eukaryota; Fungi; Ascomycota; Sordariomycetes; Hypocreales; Nectriaceae
Exons: 2
Coding region: 1-1077 (358 amino acids)
Source: RefSeq, a predicted model, not a curated record
AUGUCCGACCCCGUCGACAAAUCCCUCCUCGAUCGCCUCCAAGCGCUACGCGGGGGCAGCGCAACCCCAGACAGGACUCCACCUACAAAGAUAAAUGUAGACCCCAUAGAGCGGAAGAAGACUCCGAACCGGGAGGAGGCUCUCGCCCUGCGUCUCAAGUCUCUACGCGACCAGGGCAGUCCCUCGCCAGUAGCAGCAAGGCCGCCACCUCAGGCGGACAAGUCGUCCACCACGGCUAGCGCAAGUCCUGCACCCGUGAGAGCAGCACCGAAAGAGAGUCCUCCUGAGCCAGAUGACGGGGACAUUGACGACGCCAUCUUCCAGACGGAUGACCAGACGCUAGAAGAGCUACUCGGGGAUGUUGGCCCCGACGACCAAUUCCAAGCUGAACCAGACGAUGAGCGGGUCAAGGUCCUGCUGGAAGAACUCGCCAAAGCAAUCCCAAAGGACACCGAGGGCCGCAUGAAGCAGGAUGGAAAGAAUGAGAAGGUCUUGGAUUCGGAUGACUCGGACAAUGAGGAUAUGAAGCGUGACGUCGACGACGUGCUCGCGAGGUUCCGCGAUGAGCUGGAACUUGAGAAUGCCCUCGCCAAAGAUGACCCUCCCGACGACGACAAGUCCCAGGACGGCCAUGAAUCCUCCACCGUCCUCCCCUCGACGGAAUCAGGCUUCUCUCUGCCCGACCUCCCGCCAACCCUCGAAGAUCUCCCCGCCGCCCGCACCGCCCGCGCCGCCAGCACCGACCUGGACGACCUCACGGCGCGCAUGGCCGCCCUCCGAGCACCCAACGACAUGCUCAACCUCCCCGACGUGCCCACCGACGCGCCCUCCAAGCCGUUCAAGCGGCUCGCCUCGCGCACAAACUACACCGACGACGACAUGGACAGCUGGUGCACCGUGUGCCUCGAGGACGCCACGCUGCGGUGCCUGGGCUGCGACGACGACGUCUACUGCGCGCGGUGCUGGCGCGAGAUGCACGUCGGUCCGCAGGCCGGCUUCGACGAGCGCAGCCACAGGGCCGUGCAGUUCACCAGGGACAAGAAGACGGAGAAGAGGAAGAUAGCGCUAGGGGCGUGA